AUGUCCACGGCCUCUGUAUCGGCGAAAGCAGAAGAAGAAGAAGAAAAGCAAGCAGGUUUGGCAAUCGUCGAGAACGUGACAUAUAUCCCCGAAAGCGCGGCUCCCUCGCCCCAGCAGUACGCGCAAUCCGAGUCAAUGAGCUCCGAGCUCUCGGAUCCCGAGCCCCUCAGCCAAUAUAAUGCGGACCCAAAUCUGUUCACGAUGGGUGGCCAUCCUGAUGAAGAGUUUCGAGGAACUGAAUCUUCCGACAUUGACACGGAAUCGGACGACAACACGAGGUCUGCGAAGGCCGAUUAUUGUCCCAAGCAGAAGAGGGAAAAUGCAAAGCAAGCAACUCAGCGAAAGGCGACUGUGACGAAGCGUCGACCAUCAAAGCCUCUUACCCGCGAGUGUAUCGAGAGCUCAACUGGGUCUGAAUCUGAUGCGCCCGCCAGGCGGGCCAGGAUCACGCUGCGCAGCCCAUUCAAGAAACGACGUUCACCCGAGAGCUUGGAAACGAUCCCUAGUCCUAGCAAGAGGCGUCGCUCAAGCGUAUCAUUGAGCGACCACUCGGCGACAAUAGCACCAGCCGUAUCGUCACCGCCCCAAUCACCCUCAUGGGAUGAUCAGCUCUCAGCAUGUCUCUUAGAUCUUAUAUCUGCACAGACGACGCUUCGCAGGGAGACAGGAGAAAAAGAUGAGAAGAUAAACAAAUUGGAAGAGAAGGUAAAGAGAUUGGAAGAGAAAGUAUCUCAGGCAACCGAGCAAAAUCGAAACAUCGCCGAGUCAAAGGACAAGCUUUUUGAUGAGUACAGCGAUUUGCGGCAGCAAGUUCAGGAUGACGCCCAGCAGUAUGAGAAGGUCACCGACGACUGGAUUAUGGGCCGAUGGGCAAGGCUCGCGUCUGGUAUUCAUGACGUGACCGCCUGGAUGCGCGAUGAUCUGGGCUUUCAGGAGACACUCGCGGCGCACACUGUCCAUGCAGAAGCCAUGGCUCAUAUCACCCACUAUUGCUCCUUGGAAAGCAAGAAGAUCACCAAGAAACGCGGGAUGAUUCGGCGCUUCGUUUGGGACCGUCUUGCGCAAGGAAUCUUCGGCCCCGAACAGGAGAUUUGGUGCGACAGAAUGGCCCAGCACUAUGCUUCCUUCAAUCAUUCUCUUUCCAUGGAGGCGUUCGAAAAUGCUUCAAACCGCAAGCAAUACAGCAAAAUGAAGUCAUGGCUAGCGCACGAGAUGGAUCGCCUGUGCCCGCCGUCGCCCGAAGCCAUCACAGAAUUUGCAGACGGCUUGGCGAGUGACCUCUCGAUAUUCUGCGAGCCCGACCAUGUACAAGGCCUACGCAAAGGCAUGCUCGACAUGACUCGCUUGACGAUGGAGCUAUGGACUGUUUUGCGGAAAUCGCGAGCCAUCUUCUGUGUCUGCUCUGAUCGUUUUCAACCUCGCAAGCAGCGCCAGGACGCGGACCAGAACACGAUGGAAACUAUAUCCACUUUGCUGUUCAGGCCACCAGAGGAGCGCGGUCUGUGGUUUGUCCAAAGUCCGUACUUGGUAAAGUGCGGCGGUGCGGAUGGUCUGGAGGAAGACUUUGCACAAGUCAUGGUUGUCUGUAAGGCUCGGGUCAUGAUCGCUUGA
This is a messenger RNA of Emericellopsis cladophorae, 1611 nucleotides long. RefSeq lists its product as uncharacterized. The coding region runs from base 1 to 1611 and encodes 536 amino acids. The transcript is spliced from 2 exons. The record is from RefSeq and is a predicted model, not a curated record. NCBI's taxonomy places the organism in Eukaryota, Fungi, Ascomycota, Sordariomycetes, Hypocreales, Bionectriaceae.